Striga hermonthica is the source of this 1128-nucleotide messenger RNA. Lineage: Eukaryota; Viridiplantae; Streptophyta; Magnoliopsida; Lamiales; Orobanchaceae. The record is from the annotation of a GenBank genome assembly.
AUGGCGGCAGCAACAACAAACAGCAGACAGUUAUUGUGUGAAGGUGUGAAAGUGAUAUUAACAGCCAGAGAUGAGAAAAGAGGACUUGAAGCUGUUGAGAAGCUCAAAAGCAGCAGCAGCAGCAGCAGUGGCUUUAAUUCUAACAACAGUAUUAUAUUCCAUCAGCUUCAAGUGACUGAUUUAGCAAGUAUUGCAUCACUUGCUCUAUUUGUUGAGUCCCAAUUUGGAAAGCUUGAUAUCUUGGUAAACAAUGCAGGGAUUCUUGGAGUCACAAUAGAUGAGGCUGGCCAGAAAGCUUGGGCUGCCCAUGGGUUUGGUCCAAAUAUCAACUGGGAUGACUUGAACAUGGUACAAACCUAUGAACAAUCAGUAGAAUGUAUUCAGACAAACUAUUAUGGCGCCAAAAGUGUUACAGAAGCUCUUAUUCCUCUGCUUCAGCUGUCCGACUCGCCAAGGAUCGUCAAUGUUUCUUCCGGGGCCGGCAAGCUUCAGUAUAUACCAAAUGAAUGGGCUAAAAAGGUACUAAAUGACCCCGAAAAUCUCACGGAAGAGAAAAUCGACGAAGUCAUAAAUCAGUUCCUCAAAGACUUCGAAAAAGGGCGCUUAGAGGCCGAAAAGUGGCCUUUGUACUUCAGUGCAUAUAUGGUCUCUAAAGCAGCCUUCAAUGCCUACACAAGGAUUCUGGCCCGAAAAUACACGGGCUUUCGGAUCAAUUGCGUGUGCCCCGGGUAUGUGAAGACCGAUAUCAACUACAAUUCUGGUGUGUUGACUGUCGAGGAAGGCGCGAAAGGCCCGAAUAUUCCGAACGAAUGGGCUAAGGAAAUACUCAAAGAUGCUGAAAAUCUUACAUACAAGAAAAUCGAUGAUGUGGUAAAAGUGUUCCUUGAAGACUUCAAACAAGGCUUGUUAGAGGCUAAAGGCUGGCCUCUGUACUUCAGUGCAUAUAGAGUCUCGAGAGCAGCCAUUAAUGCUUACACAAGGGUCCUGGCUCGAAAAAACCCGAGCUUUCGGAUUAACUGCGUAUCUCCUGGAGUGGUGACUGGUGAAAACCGACAUGAAUUAUGGUAUCGGUUUGUUGACUGUGGAGGAAGGUGGUCAAAGCCCGGUGAGGCUAGCAUUGCUGCCUGA